GCUCUCCUCGCAGAAACCCACCCACCUCGAGUUUCCCCUCGUCUAUCUCCCCCCUUCUCUCCGUCGCGAUGAUGUCCCAGUCUCUCAGAGCUUCCCGCUCUCUCUUCACCCGCGUCUCUCGGCAACAGGUUUCUGUUGCCCGCCGCACUUUCCUGACCUCCGCCAUCCGUCAGGCCGACCCUGUUCAGGACCUCUACCUCCGUGAACUCCGCGCCUACAAGCCCACUCCCGUCAAGCCCGGUGAUGCCGAUGCUCACGUCCUGAAGUUCUCCCCCCCUGCCGCUCCCCAGUCCCCCGAGGAGGCCAACCUUGCCAGUGAGCUGAAGUCCUACGAGAGCCAGGAGGUCGAGGUUGAGGGUCAGGCCGCCGCUGGUGAGGCUGCCCCCGCUGAGGAGAGCUGGUUCGAGGAGGAGGAGGAGACUCCCGCUGCCCACUAGGUUGCUUGUCUUGACGGCAAGAUAGAAGGAUAUCUCGGGGCUAAUGGGCAAACGUGAUGAGACCGAUGUGAUGAGCUGUCUCCCGGUUGUUGUGCCUCCGAAGGUCACUUUGUAAAUUAAAACCUAUUUGGAG
Messenger RNA from Aspergillus aculeatinus CBS 121060, 570 nucleotides. RefSeq names its product ATP synthase subunit H. Bases 69 to 437 code for a protein of 122 amino acids. The transcript is spliced from 3 exons. Lineage: Eukaryota; Fungi; Ascomycota; Eurotiomycetes; Eurotiales; Aspergillaceae. Gene Ontology annotation, biological process: proton motive force-driven ATP synthesis. The record is from RefSeq and is a predicted model, not a curated record.